AUGAAGUUCUCUCUCGCUAUCGCUGCCGCUGUUGCCGGCAUUGUCUCCGCCGCCGCCAACGCCACUGCCGUCGUCACCCAGAUCGGUGAUGGCCAGAUCCAGGCUCCCCCCUCCACCGCUGCUGCCCAGGCCAACGGUGCCGCUGCUCUUGGUGUCUCUGCCGCCGCUGCCGGUGUUGUUGUUGUCGCUGCUCUCUUCUAA
Messenger RNA from Yarrowia lipolytica CLIB122, 201 nucleotides. RefSeq lists its product as uncharacterized. Gene Ontology annotation, molecular function: structural constituent of cell wall. The record is from RefSeq and is a predicted model, not a curated record. Gene Ontology annotation, cellular component: cell wall. NCBI's taxonomy places the organism in Eukaryota, Fungi, Ascomycota, Dipodascomycetes, Dipodascales.